AAAACUGUGACAUCACAGUAGGAUGUGUUUUUCACUACUAUAACGUUGGUGCCUGUUUGCACUAGCCACAGCUGGGCACUGACUCUUGCUGUGACCACGUCCCAUACACAGACACUAUCUAUAAGCACUGCAGCCUGCUGUUCAGUCCCAGACUGGAGGAUGGAUGUCCUGGAGUCUUCCAAGCUGCUGGAUGAGGAACUAUACUCAAGACAGCUGUAUGUGUUGGGUUCACCUGCCAUGCAGAGAAUUCAGAAAGCCAAGGUCUUGCUGUCAGGCCUACAGGGUUUGGGGGCUGAGGUAGCCAAGAACUUGGUCCUGAUGGGUGUGGGCAGCCUCACUCUGCAUGAUCCCAACCCCACCUGCUGGUCUGACCUGGCUGCCCAACUUUUCCUCUCAGAGAAAGACUUGGGAAGGAGUAGGGCUGAAGCUUCUCAAGACCUCUUGGCUCAGCUCAACAGAGCUGUCCAGGUCUUUGUGCACACAGGUGACAUCACUGAGGACCUGCUAUUGGAUUUCCAGGUGGUAGUGCUGACUGCCUCAAAGCUGGAAGAACAGCUAAGGAUGGGCACCUUUUGCCAUAAGCAUGGAGUCUGCUUUUUGGUGACUAAUACCUGGGGCCUUGUGGGGCAGUUGUUCUGUGACUUUGGUGAGGACUUCACUGUGCAGGACCCAACAGAGGCAGAACCCUUGACAGCUGCCAUUCAGCACAUAUCCCAGGGGUCCCCCGGCAUUCUCACAUUGAGGAGAGAGGCCAAUACCCACAAUUUCCGUGAUGAGGACUGGGUGACUUUCUCAGGCAUCGAGGGCAUGACUGAACUCAAUGGCUGUGCUCCCCGGUCCAUCCAUGUACGGAAGGAUGGGUCCCUGGAGAUUGGGGACACAACAACUUUCUCUUGUUACUUGCGUGGUGGGACUGUCACUGAAGUCAAGAGACCCAAGACUGUGAGACAUGAACCCCUGGACACAGCCCUGCUCCAGCCCCGUGUGGUGGCCCAGGGUGCUCAGGGAGUCCACCGUGCCCACUGCCUGCAUCAGGCCUUCCGUGCACUGCAUAUGUUUCAGCACCUAAAUGGCCGACCACCCAAGCCCUGGGAUUCUGUUGAUGCAGAGAUAGUGGUACGCCUGGCCCAGGACCUGGAACCAAUAAAGGGGACAGAGGAACAGCCACUGGAUGAAGUCCUGGUGCGGACAGUUGCCCUGACUAGUUCUGGUGUCUUGAGCCCUAUGGCAGCCAUGAUGGGUGCAGUGGCUGCCCAGGAAGUGCUGAAGGCAAUCUCCAGGAAGUUCAUGCCUUUGGACCAGUGGCUGUACUUUGAUGCCCUCGACUGUCUUCCAGAAGAUGGGGAUCUACUUCACAAUCCUGAGGACUAUACCCCGAGAGACUGCCGCUAUGAUGGGCAAAUUGCAGUGUUUGGGGCUGGUUUUCAGGAGAAACUGAGCUGCCAGCGCUACCUGCUGGUGGGUGCUGGUGCCAUUGGUUGUGAACUGCUCAAAGCCUUUGCCCUAAUGGGCCUUGGGGCUGGAGGAAGUGGAGCAUUGACUGUUGCCGACAUGGACCAUGUAGAAUACUCCAACCUCAGCCGUCAGUUCCUCUUCAGGGCCCAGGAUAUUGGUAGGCCCAAGGCAGAGGUGGCUGCAGCAGCUGCUCAGGUUCUGAACCCAGACUUAAAGGUAACCGCACUUACCCACCCACUGAAUCCCACUACAGAACACAUCUAUGGGGACCACUUCUUCUCCCAGGUGGAUGGCGUGGCUGCUGCCCUGGAUAGUUUCCAGGCCCGGCACUAUGUAGCUGCUCGCUGCACCCACUAUCUGAAGCCACUACUGGAGGCAGGUACACAAGGUACCUGGGGCAGUGCUUCAGUGUUCAUGCCACAUGUGACUGAGGGCUACAGCGCCCCUGCUUCAGCUGCAGCUUCUGAGGAUGCCUCCCACCCUGUCUGUACUGUGCGGUACUUCCCCACCACAGUCGAGCAUACUCUGAAGUGGGCUCGAGAUGAGUUUGAGGGACUCUUCCGACUGUCUGCAGAGACCAUCAAUCGCUACCAACAGGGAUGCACUUCCCUGACAGAUAUGAAUGAGCCACAGACAUUGAUCUUACUGAAGCCAGUGCUGGGAGUCCUGAGAGCACGUCCACAGAGCUGGCAAGACUGUGUGGUAUGGGCUUUUGGCCACUGGCAACUACGAUUCCAUUAUGGCAUCAAACAGCUCCUGAGACACUUUCCACCUGAUAAAGUGCUUGAGGAUGGAACUCCCUUCUGGUUUGGUCUCAAACAAUGUCCCCACCCCCUGGAGUUUGACAUCAGCCAAGACACACACCUUCUCUAUGUGCUGGCGGCUGCCAACCUAUAUGCCCAGAUGCAUGGGCUGCCUGGCUCACAGGACCAGACGGCCCUCAGGGGGAUGCUGAAGCUGCUGCCACAGCCUGACUCCCAGCACCUGGCCUCUAUCUUCACUAGUAACCUAGAGCUGGCUUUGGCUUCUGCAGAGUCUGGCCCUGAGCAACUGAAGGAGCUGCACAAUGUCCUGGAAGUCUGGAGCAUGGGCUCUCUCCUGAAGCCUCUGAUAUUUGAAAAGGAUAAUGAUAGCAAUUUCCAUAUGGACUUUGUGACAGCAGCAGCCAGCCUGCGAUCUCAGAACUAUGGACUCUCAUCAGUCAACCGUGCCCAGUGCAAGAGAAUCGUGGGCCAGAUUAUUCCAGCCAUUGCCACCACUACAACAGCUGUGGCAGGCCUGGUGUGCCUGGAGCUGUAUAAGGUGGUAGAUAAGCCACGGCCUCUUGGUGCCUUUCGCCACAGCUACCUGCACCUGGCUGGAAACUACUUCAGUCGCUCGGUGCCUUUAGCCCCAGCCACCCACACGUUCCAUCACUUGAAGUGGACCUGUUGGGACCGCCUGAAGGUUCCUGCUGGGCAGCCUGAAAGGACCCUAGAGUCGCUGCUGGGCCAUCUCCAGGAGGAACAUGGGCUGAGGGUGAGGAUGCUGUUGCAUGGCCCUGCCCUGCUCUAUUCAACAGGAUGG
Otolemur garnettii (small-eared galago) is the source of this 3021-nucleotide messenger RNA. RefSeq names its product ubiquitin like modifier activating enzyme 7 (gene UBA7). Gene Ontology annotation, biological process: protein sumoylation. The transcript is spliced from 23 exons. Gene Ontology annotation, cellular component: SUMO activating enzyme complex; cytoplasm. The record is from RefSeq and is a predicted model, not a curated record. Gene Ontology annotation, molecular function: SUMO activating enzyme activity. The annotation marks the transcript as partial. Lineage: Eukaryota; Metazoa; Chordata; Mammalia; Primates; Galagidae.